GUAAACACUAAUUGGUCACUUGUAGUGUAUCCUUCGAGAGAACACGUUUUGUAGAUAGGGUAAUAUGUCUUUCUGCAACGCUUUUGUGUUCUGUAUAGUAUGUUCUAUAUUACUCAUGGUAGAAGCUCACGGACCUCCAAAGGAGAGAGACAACGAAGACAUUGCGAUGGGGCGGAAGGUAAAAAAAGAUAAGACCCGGCCACGCCGCUUUAUGGGAGCUAAGUGGUGCAGUAUGGCGAAGGUCUGCAACCACGACCGCGUGCCUAUCUGCGGUUUAAGCCACGCUGGAGACAUCAUGGGGUUCAGGGAUCUCUGUGAUAUGUUUGACUACAACUGCAUCAGGAGGAGAAAUUAUAAGCAGACGCCAUGUCCCGAUGACCGCACGCAGCUGACCGUCUCCCGGCGACCCACCAACAGCUAUUACGAUGAUUAAACUAAUUCAUUAAAUACCCAAUCCCUUUGAAUAUUCCAAUGUUAUUAUUAAACAAUAUUUAGACAAUUUAUUCCUUAGGUUAAUAAAUGUGUAC
This is a messenger RNA of Spodoptera litura, 527 nucleotides long. NCBI's taxonomy places the organism in Eukaryota, Metazoa, Arthropoda, Insecta, Lepidoptera, Noctuidae. The record is from RefSeq and is a predicted model, not a curated record.